AAACAACCUGGAAUACUAUUGGUCCACGCUCGAUUAUUUCUCCUCAUUUAAAUCUCUGAAGUUCAAUCUUCUGGUGCCGUAUUCACGAAAAGCUAACGAAAUGGAAAUGGCUCGAUUCGUAUUAUUUUUUGUGGCUAUGGCGUGUGCGUGCUUCGGCGCUAAAGCCAAUAAAGACGAGGUUCUUGUUACUAAGAAGGUGUACUUUGACAUCGAGAUUGGAGGCAAUAAAGAAGGAAGAAUCGUGAUUGGGUUAUUUGGAAAAGUGGUUCCCAAGACUGCGGAAAAUUUCUAUGCACUUGCAACCCACGAGAAAGGCUUUGGAUACAAGGGUAGCAUUUUCCACCGUGUCAUUAAAGAUUUUAUGAUUCAAGGUGGUGAUUUCACAAACAGGGAUGGAACUGGAGGUAAAAGCAUCUAUGGGGAUCGUUUCAAAGAUGAGAACUUUAAGCUGAGUCAUUAUGGUCCAGGCUGGCUGAGUAUGGCUAAUGCGGGUAAAGAUACCAAUGGCUCGCAGUUCUUUAUCACAACAGUAAAAACUCCCUGGCUGGAUGGACGGCAUGUGGUGUUUGGGAAAGUGUUGGAAGGCAUGGAUGUUGUCAGAACCAUAGAGAAGACAAAAACAAAUUCCCGUGACCAACCAGCAAAUGAAGUCAAAGUUGCCGACUGUGGUUCACUUGAAGUAAAACAACCAUUUCUAGUUAAAACAGGGGAAUAGCUAUGCAUCAUACUUGUAGCUUGGUAUUUUUGUGUUGUGCAGAUUUUUUGAGUUGUUGUUGCAAUCUUUCAGAAGUCAUGUAAGUGUGCAGACCAUAAUGGAAAUUAACUCUUAAGGUGUUGCAUCCUUAAUCAUCAUGUAAAAUUCUCUGCAGAAAUGUUCUUAUGUAUCAGGUUGUUGUAAAAUUCCACAAUUUUUUUAUGCCUCUAAUGACUGUGGUGGAUUGAUUUACAUCAUGGCUAGCACCUAUUGUUACUAUUUUCAUCAAUAGAAGCCCUCAGAGGGAUUUCUAUUUCUUGGAAACAUGGAAUAAAAUUUGUUCCUGAGCCAA
This is a messenger RNA of Stylophora pistillata, 1046 nucleotides long. RefSeq names its product peptidyl-prolyl cis-trans isomerase B. NCBI's taxonomy places the organism in Eukaryota, Metazoa, Cnidaria, Anthozoa, Scleractinia, Pocilloporidae. Gene Ontology annotation, biological process: protein peptidyl-prolyl isomerization; protein folding. Gene Ontology annotation, cellular component: intracellular membrane-bounded organelle; cytoplasm. The record is from RefSeq and is a predicted model, not a curated record. Gene Ontology annotation, molecular function: peptidyl-prolyl cis-trans isomerase activity; cyclosporin A binding.